Molecule: messenger RNA, 1605 nt
Organism: Hibiscus syriacus
Lineage: Eukaryota; Viridiplantae; Streptophyta; Magnoliopsida; Malvales; Malvaceae
Exons: 1
Coding region: 1-1605 (534 amino acids)
Source: RefSeq, a predicted model, not a curated record
AUGGAAACCAGAGUUAAAGAAGACAAAUCUGAAGCCAUCCUCAACUCUCAAUUUUUAAAUUGGAAUGCUUGUACAAAUUAUGACUUAGCUACUAAUGGUAGGAUAUGGGUACUUUGGAGAAAGGGAAUAGACUUUACUAUUAUCCAAAUCUCAGACCAAUGUAUUACUAUCAAAGGAUCUUCCUUGGGCUCUCCAGUCUUCAUCUCGGCAAUUUAUGGGAGUAAUGAUGGGAGUGCCCGAAUGCGAUUAUGGCAAACUAUUAGAGAAGUAGAUCACAUUGUCAACCAAUCUCCUUGGACCUUGGGUGUUGAUUUCAAUAUUUUCCUUCACUCUGAGGAAAGUUCGGAUCAUGAGCUUCUUGGCAACUAUGUUACCCCUGACAUGAAAGACUUUCAAGAUCUUUCUCAGGAUAUUGACAUUAUGGAUCACCCUUAUUUCGGUCCAACUUUCACUUGGAGCAACAAGCAGCAAGAGUUUUUCCUUGCUAGGAAACUUGACAGGGUCAUGAUAAAUUCAACUUGGGCUUCUUAUUUCCCUCACUCUUUUGUUGAAUUCCUUUCCCCUAGUAUCUUUGAUCACUGUAUGGCCACUAUGUGGCUAUCUAAAGACUCCCCAAUUAAUAGGCCUAAACCAUUCAAAUUCUUCAACUUCUGGGCUGCUCAUUCUAAUUUUUUGAAUGUUGUUAGGCACUCUUGGCUUCCUACUAUUCAUGGAAAUCCUAUGACUACCCUUAUUACUAAGCUCAAGAGACUUAAAAUCACUCUCAAGAGCUUUAAUAAAGACAAUUUUAGCAACAUUUCAGACCGAGUGAAGCUUAAGAGAUUAGAGCUGGAGCAACAACAAAUUCUUACAUUGAAAGGUGAGGAAAGCAUUGUUAAGGAAAUUGGCCUGCAAGAGGAUUUAAUCUUACUGGAGGAAGCUGAAGCAGAAUUUCUCAAACAGAAAGCUAAGGUUCAGUGCAUCCGUGACGGAGACAAAAAUUCUAAAUUUUUCCAUUCUAUAGUUGCCUCUAAAAAUAAAAGAAACAUCAUUCGUGUUCUGGUGGAUGAUAGUGGAUGUAUAUUAGAAUCUUUCGACUCAAUGUCUCAAGAAGUGCUUUCGUUCUACUCUAAUAUGCUUGGUUCUGCUGAUGCUUCUUUAAAAGAGGUUGAUCCAAAUCUCCUUAAAGAGUUGAUUGACUAUUCCUUACCUUCUGAAGCUUCAACCAAUUUCAUUAGGGAUAUUACUGAUGAAGAAAUUCAUAAUGCUAUUUUUUGUCAAGGAAACGAUAAGGCCCCGGGACCGGAUGGCUUCACGCCCUUAUUCUUCAAGAAAACUUGGCCUAUCUUUGGAAGGGAUAUCAUUGCAGCUGUCCGUUAUUUCUUUUCCCACAUCUUUAUUAAUCCUGCUUUUAAUUCCACGAUUAUUGCUCUUGUGCCUAAAAUUCCCAACCCAAGCACUGUCAAAGACUUCAGACCAAUAUCCCGUUGUUCAGUAAUCUAUAAGGCUAUUUCUAAAAUCCUUGUUAGUAGGCUAAAUUUUUACAUUCCAGAUAUUGUUUCUUUGAAUCAGUCUACUUUCAUCAGAGGAAAAAGUAUUAUGGAUAACACAUUCCUCACUCAAUAA